CUCGGCAUUCGCAGCAUCACCCUUUACACUGCACAGUCAUAUUUGGUCCUCCGGAAAUAUCCUCAGCACGGAAAUAUAAAUGGGUAUGCCCCAAAAUGGAUUCUCAGUUGGCUUCAGUCCUGACCAGUGGCAGCCUGGAUGUCCAAAAUGGCAGCCAGUGUGCAGAGGGAUCAGGGCCAGUGACAGAGGUUUGUUUGGACCCAAAGGAAAAAACCUCACCCAGUACUGUACCAGGUAACCUCCAGCCCUGCUCUGUCAAAGCAGCAGUGACCAUCAGGCAAGAUGCUCUAUCAAUCAAUGGGAAAAAGCCAGAGGUGGGCGGGACUUCUAAGCCAGCCUCUCAGGAAACAAGCAAGAUUGGUGGGUUCAGACAGCCAAUUACAGUAAAGACUGGAGUGCCUGUGUUGCGCAGCCGACCAAUCAGACUCAAAAUUGUUGUUCCCCCACGGUGCAAGAAGCCAAUCACAAACUCUGCCAUCAGCCUGACCAAAGACUUUGCUCGCUCACAUUUUAGAAGACCUGUUUCGGUCGCAUCUGGAGCAGUGAUCACAGAAAAAAACAGAAGUAAAAUCCAAAUAUCUGCUGUUAAGGUUAAAGAAGAAAUCAAGGAAGUUACUUAUCAAAAGACUGAGGACGCUAAACCAGAAUCAUUCCAAGAGACAGAGGCAGAGAGAGGGGAAAAAAUGUGCAAAGAGAGACAUGUUUCAGGUGCUAAAAUCACCCUCACUGAUAGGUCAGAAACUCCUUUAAUUUCUAGCACAGCCACAGUUAAAAUACUGAGUCAGCAAGGCAUUAAAGUGGAAAUGACAGAAAGAGAAAUUGAAGAAAAUAUCCCUCUAGAUUUGCAUGACGUGGACUUGAAGUCUUGUAAGACGUUUGAUGAGGUGGGCAUGGAGGAACAGACCGAACCACUGGACCUGAGUUUGCCCAAGAAAAAAGAGAGGAGGUGUGGACGCUUUCUGGAGGAUUCUGGCUGUGAGAGCUCGCUGAUUAUGGAGGUAGAUGAAUAUGAGGGAGAAGGAGACCGAGACAUAGUAGAAGAGGACGAUGAGGGUGACGGAGACGGCUCUGUGCUGCGUAUGGACGGCACAGAUACACUCGAGGAAUCUCUCCUAUCUCCCUCUUUCUUUUCUACCUCUGUCUUUACCUCCCUCUCUUCGAUAGAUAGUGACACUGAAAACCUUCUUCUCAUAGACGACCAGGGAAUCCCAUAUACUCUCAGUCCAGACGGACUCAAAGUGCCGCAAGUCGAUGCUUCCACGUCAGAGGAUCCUCAGUCAGAUCAGGCUAAGUCAACAGAGGUGGAAGGAGGGGGGUCACCGCAAUUGGCCUCGUUAGCAUAUCCUAGCCUCAGCCAAAGUAAAGAUAAUGCACUAAAUGCACCUUUGAAUGAUCUUUACGACUCACCAGCGCCUGCGACUGAGUCUCCAUCACUAGGUGUUGAUCAGAAAAAGACUCCAGAAGUCUUCACAAGUUUGAUUACAAACUCAGAUCCCUCUAAGGCUGGAGACUCAAGCAUUAAAUCUGUUCAGGCUGAUGCUGUUCCUCCCCCUUCCUCUGGGAUAUCAGUCCCCACCCAGCCAAUUCAGAUCCUCACAAACCCCUCUACUAACGCCCCGAUUCUCCUCCUGUCAUCCUCCUCUUCUUCUCCUCAGCUCUCUUCCACUCCAGUGGGUCUCACGCUUCCCCUGUCAGUUACUCAGACCUCACCUGGUGCUUCUACUCCAAUGUUCCUUCUCCUUUCAUCUGUACCCUCCUCCUCCGGAGACUCUGCCUCUACCUCCACCCCUAUCGCUGUCCUCGACCCCGCGACUGGUCAGUUGUCCCAGAUCACAGCAGCCUCGGCCCCGGUCUCCCUGCCUUUGCCCUCUGGUCAGGUCAGCAGGCUGGGAUCACCUCUGCCUGCGCUGUCUCACCCCGUCAUCAGACUGAGCCCCAAUAACCCCCCUGUCAUCCUGUCAGGAGUGAAUAAUGUAAACUCUGGCGCUGUUCUCACCUCUCUUGCGGUCCGUUCGUCGUCUCCUGCUCUUCAAAACGACUGUCACAGCACAACUCCCCUCCUUCACAUCAGCUCUUCCGAUUCAAACUCUGGAAGUGAAGCCAUAUCUGCUGAAGAAGUCUCAAAAGAAAACAACAAGCCAUUACCUUUUACAGAAUCCUCUUCGCCCCCACAGCCUGCUAGUUUAACCUUUGACCCCUUAGCUCAGCCCAGCUCGGAGGCCCAAUCACCAGCCUCAGAGACCGAGUUUGACCCGUCUGACCUGCACUCACAUCAUUUACCUCUAGAUGACCAUCUUUAUUUCUCCAGCGCUGCUGCUCCUCCCUCCCCUCCCAUCGGACCCAUUCUCUCCUCUGAUAAACUCGACCCCCUGAAGCCCCUCGACCCCCUAGAUCCACUGGACCCUCUCUCUCCAGCAGCGUCCCCCAACACCAUGGGCCCCCGCAGGGUGCUGUACUGCCAGCUGUGCCCACGGGUCUUCUUUUACCUCUCUGACCUUGAGCGCCACGCCAUCACUCACUCGCAGAAGAAGCCUCAUGUUUGCCAGCAGUGCGGCAAAGCCUUCAAACGCUCCAGCCAUCUGCAGAGACACAAGCACAUCCACACAGGCCAGAGGAACUUUGUGUGCCCCAUCUGCGGCAAACGCUUCAGGGAGGCCGGUGAGCUGCAGCGCCACCAAAGGGUCCACACUGGAGAGAAACCCUACCAGUGCCAACUUUGCCACACGCGCUUCGCUGAGCGCAACACACUACGCCGACACACCAAACGCAAACACCCUUACCACCAAGUAGCCAUGGAAAUGCUGAACGAGAGAAAAGGAGCCGGCCGAGGAGACGGUGAUGGCGGAACCGGAGUGCAGGAGGAAGAAGAGAGUGCUGAAUGGUACAGCUCCACUGUGUCUAAUUUGGAUAACUCAGAGUCUGAAGUAGAAACGUAAAGAGUUGUCUGAACAUAUAGACUCCAAAGUGAAGGGAAGGGAAGGAGGAGGAGGAGAUUAGGACGGUAUCUCUGGUGAGACACUAAACUUUCCUCAUUGAUUAACAUUCAAAAAAGGGAGCACUUGCAAUAUUUAUGUUUUUAAGAUAAUUUAUUUAUGUGAAUGUAUAUUAUUCCCAUUUCAUUUAAAGGUCCAAAAAUACAGCCUUCAGAGUCAUACAGGAUUUCCACAUUAGCUUUCCUGUAUGAAAAAAAUUGCAUAUAUGAAAGGGAAAGCUCAUGUUUUUUUAUGCAGGGGCAGAGCUAGAGAAAUAUUCAUAGGGUGGCAUGGAAACUUAAAGGGGUGGCAGAAAUAUAUGCUGAUUUAAUCACAAUCACACAUAUCAAUAUUUUAUUGGAAAAGCCCCCAAAUGAAGAUAUUUUAACUCAAAAACACAGUUGUGGCACACACCCCUCUAGAUCCAUCCCUGUUUCUAUGCGAGUUCAAAAUAUUAAUUAGACUGCUAACAUGAAGUUGCAUACCCAUACAAUCCAUGAUGUAAACCCUCAAGUGCUCAGAAAAGAAGGAUACGUUAUUUACUCUAAACAAUUCUCUGCUCUUGUUGUAUAUAUGAAGAGUCCUAUUUGUAAGAGCUGCACUUCUGCACUAUAUUAUGUGAAAGAUGUAAUCUAUCUUUCGUACCGUCAGAGACACUGUGAGUCAUUUGCACUUCUUUUAUUUUAACUCAAUAUUCACUUUUUUAUAUUGUGAAAGAAAAUGCUUACUUCUUUUGUUGCAGCUGAUUUUAUGUAUUUAAUUCUUAUCAUGUAAGAGUUUGACCAUAUGUUUUGAUUUAUUCUAACAUAAACACUAUAUUCAGAUUUGUUUUUGGUUUAAUGUGAAUUAUGUUAACUUAUUUGAAUAAAAUUUUGUCAACUGUAACUAAA
Messenger RNA from Dicentrarchus labrax (European seabass), 3862 nucleotides. RefSeq names its product mucin-17. The transcript is spliced from 3 exons. Bases 96 to 2936 code for a protein of 946 amino acids. Gene Ontology annotation, biological process: regulation of transcription by RNA polymerase II. Lineage: Eukaryota; Metazoa; Chordata; Actinopteri; Moronidae. Gene Ontology annotation, cellular component: PcG protein complex; transcription regulator complex. Gene Ontology annotation, molecular function: DNA-binding transcription factor activity, RNA polymerase II-specific; RNA polymerase II cis-regulatory region sequence-specific DNA binding. The record is from RefSeq and is a predicted model, not a curated record.